AUGGAGUUUGGAGUCACACACACACAGCAACACGUCGGCGGACCGACCUCCACCGGCUCGGCCUCACAUCGCCACCCGAUCUUCAUCCUGUCUCCGCCCACAUCGCCGCACGACCUCCACCCUUACACUGCCCACAUCGCUGCCGACUGCAACUCCCUCUUACGGAUUCCAGCUUCUCUGGCAACCGCGGUCUGUGCACGCUUGUUACGUCAUAGUGCACACCUGUCGGAGAAGACCACCGUCUCGUCCCGCCUGCCAACAUCCAUUGACCGCCGUCUCCAUCGAUCCACUCCCUCGCUCGCCGGAGUCCCCACCAUCGGCGCUCCCACUGCCGCCGACUACCCGCUUGUCGUCACCUGCUUCUCCAACCUCAUACCGGAGUUCUGCUGCCGCCACCACGAUGAAUCUGCCACCGGCAACCACGCCUCUGGCCAUAGUGCUCACAGCCUUCCACCGCCUUCAAUGAAAGCCUCACGCCAGAGCACUUCUUCGUUACUCCGACCACUUCAUUCGACAAGCACCAGACCGACCACCCCUAGCCGUCUACAGCGCCAUGGUCGG
Molecule: messenger RNA, 561 nt
Organism: Striga asiatica
Lineage: Eukaryota; Viridiplantae; Streptophyta; Magnoliopsida; Lamiales; Orobanchaceae
Source: the annotation of a GenBank genome assembly